AUGGCACGUCGUGAGCUCAUUCACUUGCUUGAGCUGAUGCCCGAAAAAAAGGAUUUGGCCGUGGAGCCGUGUUUGAUGCGUCCACUGGACAAAAUUGCCUCCAUGUCAAUACUGCAAGAGCAUAAUUGCGCUCACGUG
This is a messenger RNA of Gongylonema pulchrum, 138 nucleotides long. The record is from the annotation of a GenBank genome assembly. Lineage: Eukaryota; Metazoa; Nematoda; Chromadorea; Rhabditida; Gongylonematidae.